AACACUUCAACAAACAACACUUCAACAAACACCACUUCAACAAACACCACUUCAACAAGCACGACUUCAACAAACACGUCUUCAACAAACACGUCUUCAAACUCAACCACAUCUACAAACGGCUCUUCAACCAACUCUACUGUAGUAGCUGCAGUAUUCAACUUGGUCUUUAGCAUCAAUGAAACCUUUUAUCCAGCACUGGCCAAUACCAGCUCUCCAGAGUUUACAGCAAAAGCUCAAAGUAUCCGUAAUCAGCUUGAACCAAUUUACAAACAAAUCUUCAAAAACUUCCUCCGGAUGGUAAUUUAUGGUUUCAGGAAUGGUUCGAUUGUGACCAAUUCAAGCCUUGAAUUUACUGCCAAUGGCACCAUCCCAACUAACUCCACAGUAAAAGACGUCCUUGUUAAUGCGACUAGCACCAACUCAAGCUUGAACAUUAUUCCAAAUUCUAUAAAUGUCACCCAGACUGUUGAGACCAACACCUCUUCAACAAGCACGACAUCAAACACAACCACAACCACAGCUUCAACCACAGCUUCAACCACAGCUUCAACCACAGCUUCUACAGUAAUACCGCCAGCUCCUCCAAAUACAACUGCAAUUUUCAACAUGAUCUUCAGCAUCCUAGAAACGUUUGAUGCAGCAUUGUCCAAUACCAGCUCUCCAGCGUUUGCAGCAAAAGCUACAAAUAUCCGUAAUCAGGUUGAACCAUUGUACAAGAAAGCCUUUAAAAACUUCGUCCUCAUGCAGAUUGUAAAAUUCAGGAAUGGUUCUAUUGUGACAGAAAGCAACGUUUAUAUGAAUUCUAGUGGCCCAAAUGUUACUGCGACCCAAGUGAAAAAUGUCCUUCUCAGUGGACUUAACAGCUUGAACUUUAUUGUUGAUCCAAACUCCAUCAAUGUCACCCAGAUUCUUGGUAAUUCCAUGUCACCAGUGAUUGCCAGUUCACUUUCCAUGAUAUGGAUGUCUCUUCUAUCACUUCUACUUUCAGUGGCAUUGCACUUCGAGCUCUACACCUGAUCAGAUAUAUAAUUUUUAUAAUAAUUGACAAGACAAAGGGAACAUGGGGAAAAUGAUUAAUCCUUAUAAACAAAGGUAUCUUCACAUAAGAAAUACUAAUAUUUUGAUUUGUUGAAACUGGAGACUUAAUGAGGGUUCUGAUUUGCUUGAAACUUUCUCCACAUUCUAAGAGUCCUACAAGGAUUUUCUUUCACUUAUAUUUACAUCCAUAUAUAAUUCUUUGUACUACACAGUAUAAUUUCUAAACACUUACUUGUAUAUUCAUACCUACAUAUAACUUCUCUAUAUAAGUGUACAAUGAUUAUAAACAUCAUAUGAAGGAAA
Ictalurus furcatus (blue catfish) is the source of this 1344-nucleotide messenger RNA. RefSeq lists its product as uncharacterized. Bases 298 to 1020 code for a protein of 240 amino acids. The record is from RefSeq and is a predicted model, not a curated record. The transcript is spliced from 7 exons. NCBI's taxonomy places the organism in Eukaryota, Metazoa, Chordata, Actinopteri, Siluriformes, Ictaluridae.